Daktulosphaira vitifoliae (grape phylloxera) is the source of this 1629-nucleotide messenger RNA. It is a transcript of the gene Nop56, whose product is annotated as nucleolar protein 56. The transcript has 9 exons. Gene Ontology annotation, cellular component: small-subunit processome; box C/D methylation guide snoRNP complex. Gene Ontology annotation, molecular function: snoRNA binding. The record is from RefSeq and is a predicted model, not a curated record. Bases 148 to 1554 code for a protein of 468 amino acids. NCBI's taxonomy places the organism in Eukaryota, Metazoa, Arthropoda, Insecta, Hemiptera, Phylloxeridae.
UCGAAUACAGUUUUGUGGUUUUUUUAGUGCACGUAUUUUUCUAUGUUAAAUCAAUUUAUUGUGAGUAUUAUGUUGUUAAUUGUAAUACAUCACCUCUAACUGAAGUUCUAUACAUUUUCUUCGUAUAUUUUCACUUUACUAUUGAUAAUGGCAAAGCUAACAAUCCUUUACGAGCACGCCACUGGCUUCACAUUGUUUAAAGUUAAAGAAUUUGAAGAUAUAGGUUCAGAAUUAGCACAAGUUGAAAAAGCUGUACGUGAUUUACAGCGCUUUACAAAAAUUGUUGAGUUAUUGGCAUUUGCUCCUUUCAAAACAUCUGUUGAUGCAUUGGAAGCAAUUAAUAGCAUUUCAGAAGGUUUAUUGCCAGAGAGUCUACAAGUUUUUUUAGAAACCAAUGUACCUAAAGUGGGAAAAAUGUCAAAAGUAUUAUUGGGAGUAUCUGACAGCAAAUUAGGGGCAAGCAUAAAUGAAAAACUUGGUCUUAAGAUUCAACAUACUGGUUAUGUACUUGAAAUAUUGAGAGGGAUAAGAUAUCAUUUUCCUUCUCUAAUGAAGGGAUUUGCUCCUAAAUUAGAAGGUAUAGCUCAGUUGGGUCUUGGUCAUAGCUAUUCUAGAGCUAAAGUAAAGUUCAAUGUUAACAAAGUUGAUAAUAUGAUAAUUCAUAGUGUAUCUUUACUUGAUCAAUUAGACAAGGAUUUAAAUACAUAUUCUAUGCGUAUAAGAGAAUGGUAUUCUUAUCAUUUCCCAGAACUUUACAAAAUUGUACCUGAAAACUAUUUGUUUGCUAAAGUUGUAAAAUAUAUUGGUGAUCGUAAACAACUCAUUGAUGAAAAGUUCGAAGGUUUAGAAGAAAUUGUUAUGGAUUCUGGAAAAGCAGCUGCUAUUUUUAGUGCUGCUAAAUCAUCUAUGGGAAUGGAUAUCUCUCCUGUUGAUUUGUGUAAUGUGUUAUUGUUCACCAAACGUGUUAUAUCAUUAUCUGAGUAUAGAAAGAGUCUCUCUGAAUAUUUGAAAAAUAAAAUGUGCACAGUUGCUCCAAAUAUGGCUGCUUUAAUUGGUGAACAAGUAGGAGCACGUCUCAUUUCGAAAGCUGGUUCAUUGACAAAUCUAGCGAAAUGUCCAGCUUCUACGGUUCAAAUCUUAGGUGCCGAAAAGGCUUUAUUUAGGGCAAUGAAAACUAAAACUAGUACACCGAAAUAUGGUUUAAUUUAUCAUUCAACGUUCAUUGGUCGUGCUGGGAAACAAUUUAAAGGUCGUGCUUCUCGUUUCCUUUCUAACAAAUUGAGUAUUGCAAGUCGUAUAGAUGCGUUUGCAGAAAAUCCAUGUAAUAUAUUUGGACAAAAAAUGAAACAACAAUGUGAAGAUAGACUAAAAUAUUUUGAAACUGGUGAAAAACCUCCUAAAAAUGUUGAUGUCAUGCAUGAGGCAUUACAAGAAUCACUUGUUCUACAGCAACAAAAUGAAAGUUUAAAUACAAUUAUUAAACGUAAAAAAUCUAAGAAGGAAAAGAAAUCUAAAAAAAAGAAGGUUGAGAAUCAAGAAAAUGGAGAAGAAUAAAUAACUUUUUUAACAAUUCACUAUUUCUUUAUUCUUUGAUAAUAACAAUUAUAAUAAAAUAUCAAAAAAAAUUUA